Messenger RNA from Alosa sapidissima (American shad), 3088 nucleotides. It is a transcript of the gene ptbp2a, whose product is annotated as polypyrimidine tract binding protein 2a. Gene Ontology annotation, biological process: regulation of RNA splicing; mRNA processing. The record is from RefSeq and is a predicted model, not a curated record. Bases 119 to 1696 code for a protein of 525 amino acids. Lineage: Eukaryota; Metazoa; Chordata; Actinopteri; Clupeiformes; Clupeidae. Gene Ontology annotation, cellular component: nucleus. The transcript has 14 exons. Gene Ontology annotation, molecular function: mRNA binding.
GCGCUUCCUUCCGACUUUCCUAGUUUCAGUAGCUUCCGCCUCCAUUUUGUCAUCGUAUGUACAAGUGGCAAAGGAAAACCUCUACAACUAUUGCGUCGUAGAGAUAGAUUCUCCGGCAAUGGACGGCAUUGUCAGUGAUGUUGGUGUGGGGGUGAAGAGAGGAUCAGACGAGCUUUUGUCUAGUAGUCUCUACAACAGUCCCAACUCUGGCAUGAGCAGUAUAAGUGACGGCACGUCAAACGGAAGCGACAGUAAGAAGUUUAAGGUGGAGGACGCGCCCCCCUCCCGCGUGCUCCACAUCAGGAAGCUCCCCAACGAGGCCACUGAGACCGAGGUCAUUGCCCUGGGGCUGCCCUUUGGCAAGGUCACCAACAUCCUUACGCUGAAGGGCAAAAACCAGGCCUUCUUAGAGAUGGGGACAGAGGAAGCAGCCAUCACCAUGUUAAACUACUACAUGGCCGUGACCCCACACGUGCGCAACGCGCCUGUCAUCAUCCAGUACUCGACUCACAAAGAGCUGAAGACAGACAGUGCAGGCAAUCAGCGGGCACAGGCGGUUCUACAGGCCGUGUCAGCUGUGCAGGGGGGCGGCAUGCCCACGUCGAGCUCAUCUGCCAGCGAAAGCGCUCUCACGCCCGCUCCAAGCCCCGUACUGCGCAUCAUCAUCGACAACAUGUUCUACCCCGUCACCCUGGACGUGCUGCAGCAGAUCUUCUCGAAGUUUGGAACGGUCAUGAAGAUAAUCACGUUCACCAAGAACAAUCAGUUCCAGGCUCUGCUGCAGUACAGUGAGCCCGUGAAUGCGCAGCAGGCCAAACUGGCCCUAGAUGGACAAAACAUCUACAACGCUUGCUGUACACUCCGUAUUGACUUCUCCAAGCUGGUCAACCUGAAUGUGAAGUACAACAACGACAAGAGUCGGGACUACACGCGCCCGGAGCUCCCGUCUGGAGACGGCCAGCCCAGUGUUGACCCUUCCGUAGCAGCAGCCUUUAGCAAGGACUCCUCCUCGCUGCUCGGUAAGAUUCCAGGUGCCCUGAGCCCGUUGAAUGCUGCAGCGGCCGCCGCGGCAGCAGCUGGAAGGGUGGCACUCGGCCACACGGGCACCAGUGGAGUCCUCCUGGUCAGUAACCUCAACGAAGAGAUGGUUACGCCCCAAAGUCUCUUUACCCUCUUCGGCGUCUAUGGUGAUGUGCAGCGUGUGAAAAUCCUGUACAAUAAAAAAGACAGCGCCUUGAUCCAGAUGGCAGACUCUAAUCAGGCCCAGCUUGCUAUGAGCCAUUUGAAUGGUCAGAAGAUGUACAGCAAGAUCAUCCGGGUGACCCUGUCCAAGCACCAGACGGUCCAGCUGCCCCGAGAGGGUCUGGAUGAUCAAGGGCUCACUAAGGACUUCACAAACUCGCCCCUGCACCGCUUUAAGAAGCCUGGCUCCAAGAACUUCCAGAACAUCUUCCCUCCUUCAGGCACCUUGCAUCUAUCCAAUAUCCCUGAAGACAUCACAGAGGAUGACCUUCGAGUUCUGUUCUCCAACUCUGGCGGCACGGUGAAAGCCUUCAAGUUUUUCCAGGAUCAUAAAAUGGCACUCCUGCAGAUGGCCUCGGUGGAAGAGGCAAUUCAGGGCCUCAUCGACCUCCACAACUACAACAUGGGUAACAACCACCAUCUGAGAGUUUCCUUCUCUAAAUCGACCAUCUGAGAGGGGUCACCCCCACCACCACCACGCGAAGACGCAUCAACACUAUUUCCCCCUUUUUCUGUUGAAUUUUUUUUUUUUUUUUUGACCCUUUUUUGGGACCAGAGUAACCUUUAGUUUGUCAUAAAUAAUUAUCAGUCAUUCCUUGAAAAUCGUGGAUGGAGAACAUUUUACUUCCUCAUUGAUCCCCGUUUUCCAGUUUGUACUAUUUGGUCAUUUUACCUUUUCUCAUUUCUUCAUGUGAAGGAAGGAUGAAGGAAUGUUGGCUCCUAGUUUUAUUUGCCGAUUGACAAACAAUGUGCCUUACUUGACAAAAAAUAAGUUUCAGCUCUUCUACAUCCACACAUCUACACGAACUACAGUCUGUUUUGGGGGGCACAUUUGUUUUGAUGCUAGAAAAGGAUGUUUGACGCAGGGGGAAAUGUGAUUAUAUGUUUUGUCAUGCACUGUUGCUUGUGUUAAGCUGUUGGUUUUCUUCCACUUUUUUUGACAUUUUUGGUUAGUAUCUGGUAUAACUAUUCUUGGUUGUUUGGGAAUGUCGGAUCAUAAUGAAAUUGACAUUAGCUCAUGAAUUAUCUUUGAGUACAGGCCACACUUUAUUUUUGAAAGAGGGCUUAACAAUCUCAACAACCAAAGCUUUUUUUUUUUUUAUCCUCAAAUCAACAGGAUUUAUUUUAGCGCCUUUUUUUAAAUGCUGAUCCAACAGCCCUGUGGCAAAGAAUACAGUGUAAAUGUCAUUGUGAUUGAGGAUGCUCCUGUAGAUAUCUUCUGAUCUUCAUGUGGCGUUUAUAUUGCUUUUUUACGCUGUGCUAAAGGGUCCCCCCAAGUUUUGUUUCACUCUGCAUGCGUUGACUGCUUUAGCUAGUUAAAGAUUUAUGAGCACUAGGCUUGUGCAUGAGAUUAGAAGCUAACCUAAAGAGAGCCUUUUUUUUUUUUUUUUUUUUUUUUUUUUUUUUUUGUGUGUGUGGCUGUUUACUGCUGAGGGAUUCAUGGGAGGGACCAAAACCUAUGUGCCUUUAGUCUUAAUUUCCACAGCAAACAGAAUUUUUACCCAACUGAAAGGUGUGUUUUUUUUUUUUUUUUUUUUUGUAUUUAUGGAAGAAAAAUGCAAGUGAUUUAUGAAAAAUGAUUCCAUGCAUUGUUGUAAGGUUAACCAAGGACUUGUUUGUGAUGGAGCAUCCUGCCUUUUUUCUCCCCAAGAUCACACUGUACCUAUCUAGGAAUUAAAGCAUAUUGUCUCUGUUUGCUAAAAGGAAAAACAAGACGGAAAAGCCAUGUAUGUUUUCUAUAUUAGUUGAAUUUUUACUGCUUUAGUAAUGUAAGAUCCGGUAAAGUUUGACAAUGGCACAAUUAAAAACAGAAUUUUCUAACAAAGCGGGAAAGGUUUGUGCUUGA